AUGGUUUCCACAUGGUCAUUACUAAAGACCUUAUUGGUACCAGCAAUCAUUUCACUUAUUCUUUACCUCCUGAUAUCAUUCGUCAUCGUUCCAGUAUGGAAACGUUAUCGAGCGCGAGCUGGUCAAUACCUCCCAUUAGAUACUAUCUCAACGCGAACUACAGGUUUACGACAACGAGCACAAGCUGCAGUGGUUAGAUCAAUAUUUCCAAAUUCAUGGAGAGCGGACUUCAAUCGAAAUCGAAUAAGCGCACAGGAUAGUGUUGAUUUUGAUGAUGAGGAUGGCGAGGAACUUUUCGAUGUGGAUGAUAAUCGACGAGAAGCAUUAUCGCUUGAUGCACGAAGAGGCAGACAUGAAGAUGGUGGAAGAUUAAGUCGAGAUUUAGAAGAAGGGUUUAAGGACGACAGUAGUGAUGAAGACGAUAGAACGGAUAGACGCUUGAGUGGAGUGAUAACGCGAUGA
Messenger RNA from Sclerotinia sclerotiorum 1980 UF-70, 462 nucleotides. RefSeq lists its product as hypothetical. NCBI's taxonomy places the organism in Eukaryota, Fungi, Ascomycota, Leotiomycetes, Helotiales, Sclerotiniaceae. The record is from RefSeq and is a predicted model, not a curated record. The transcript is spliced from 2 exons. Bases 1 to 462 code for a protein of 153 amino acids.